ACCUUCAAGCCGGUCUUCACGCACUACCACUGGGACCUGAUCCUCCAAAGGCACGACCCUCGCUGCCACUCGCCGCAGGAGUUUUGCGCCAACAUCUUGAAGAUCGACCUGGACCAGUUCUGCGGCAUCGACAUAGAGGCCAAGCAGGUCCUCCCCGAGGGCUCCUCCGGGGGCCCGUACCUCGUCAACGUGGGCAGCGACGGCAGGGAGCACUGGGUCGUGGCCGGGAUCGUGUCGUCGCAGAGGAGCGGCUGCGACAGGCCCUACACCAUCUUCACGGCGGUGAUCGACUUCUGGCCCUGGGUCGAGCGCUGCGUGCACCAGGGGGCGUGCGCGUGAUUUUGCUUGUUUUUUUGUUUCUUGUUUUUCUUUUUUUUUUUUUUUUUUUUUUU
This is a messenger RNA of Penaeus vannamei (Pacific white shrimp), 392 nucleotides long. NCBI's taxonomy places the organism in Eukaryota, Metazoa, Arthropoda, Malacostraca, Decapoda, Penaeidae. The record is from RefSeq and is a predicted model, not a curated record.